AUGAAUAAAAUGCUUUCAAAUAGAUUUCCAUAUUUUGUUGUGAACAAUAAAAACUAUCAAAAGAUAUGCAAAAUACAUACGUCAUCAUUCAGUAGUGCAGCAUUCAAGGCUGGCGACAAAAUCCGAAUACAGAAAACCUUAACUCAAAAGGACUUGGAUGCAUUUUCGAACUUGACUAGUGAUCAUAACUACUUGCAUCAAAAUAAUGGUAACAAGAGGCCCAUUGUGCAUGGUGCUCUGUUGAAUGGUUUGGUUGCUGGACUCAUCGGCACUCACUUGCCUGGUCCUGGUACAGUGCUUGUAUCACAGACAAUUAAAUUUCCCAAUAAAUGUUUUGUCGGUGAAAAACUCACUAUUAGUGUGGAACUAGUUGAUGUGAGGAAAAUUCUUAAAGUGAAGUUUUAUUGCAUUGUCGAGGAAGAAAAGAAGGUUGUGUUUGAAGGGGAGGCCAAACUCAUGUUGGCUAAAGACUGUUGA
Molecule: messenger RNA, 477 nt
Organism: Diatraea saccharalis (sugarcane borer)
Lineage: Eukaryota; Metazoa; Arthropoda; Insecta; Lepidoptera; Crambidae
Source: the annotation of a GenBank genome assembly